Messenger RNA from Lathyrus sativus (Indian pea), 321 nucleotides. NCBI's taxonomy places the organism in Eukaryota, Viridiplantae, Streptophyta, Magnoliopsida, Fabales, Fabaceae. The record is from the annotation of a GenBank genome assembly.
AUGGCGACGUUCGAACUUUACCGCAGGUCUACUAUUGGAAUGUGUCUUACCGAGACUUUGGAUGAGAUGGUUCAGAGUGGAACUCUGAGUCCUGAGCUUGCUAUUCAGGUUCUGGUUCAGUUUGAUAAGUCUAUGACUGAGGCUCUGGAAACCAAAGUUAAGAGCAAGGUUUCUAUCAAGGGACAUCUCCAUACAUACAGAUUUUGUGAUAAUGUUUGGACCUUCAUCUUACAAGAUGCUUUGUUGAAGAAUGAAGACAGCCAAGAGAAUGUUGGACGGGUUAAAAUAGUGGCAUGUGACUCAAAGUUGCUCAGUCAGUAA